ACUCUUCAAAUACCCCCAGGGUCCCGGCGGCUAGUAUUAUAUUCUCUCUAAUUUGACCAUAAACAAAAAUACCAAUCCCCAAUUGAACCCAUUAUCCUUUUUAUCCUUUCUUAGGGUUUCGAUUUUGAUCAAUUCUUGAGUUAUAUAUAUUCUAUCUCAAAUUCAUAAUUAUAGAAUACCCAUUUGAUUAUUCAAUUGAGUGUACCAUUUUUGUGGUUGUAAUAUUUUUUGGAUUGUUGAAGAGAUGAAGAUGUUGGAGUUAAUUGAUUCGGACUCGUUUGCUUGUUUUGGGUCGUCAAAGAAUGUGUUUCCACCUGGGUUUAGGUUUCAUCCGACAGACGAGGAACUUGUACUGUAUUACUUGAAGAAGAAGAUAUGUCGGAAGAGGAUUCUGCUGGAUGCCAUCGCUGAGACUGACGUGUACAAGUGGGAUCCUGAGGACUUGCCUGAUCUGUCUAAAUUAAAAACUGGGGACCGGCAGUGGUUCUUCUUUAGCCCCAGAGAUCGAAAGUAUCCUAACAGAGCACGGUCAAAUAGGGCAACAAAGCACGGAUAUUGGAAAGCUACGGGAAAGGAUCGAAUUAUUACGUGCAACUCGCGUGCUGUUGGAGUUAAGAAGACCCUAGUCUUUUAUAAAGGCCGAGCACCAGUAGGCGAGCGAACAGACUGGGUGAUGCAUGAGUAUACUAUGGAUGAAGAAGAGCUGAAAAGGUGUCAGAAUGUCCAUGACUACUAUGCGCUUUACAAGGUCUUUAAGAAAAGUGGGCCCGGUCCUAAGAAUAAUGAGCAGUAUGGUGCACCUUUUAGAGAAGAGGACUGGGUUGAUGAUGAAUGUCCAAGUGCCAAAGUCUCUGUCCGCCGGGUUGAUGAUGAACGCCCAAGUGCCAAAGCCUCUGUCAGCCAAGACACUUCCGCAAAGCAUGUCAAUGAAGCUCCUUCUGUAGAUGGUGGACUUGAGGAGUUGUUGAACAAUACUGCAGAUGAGGCUGUGCUUGUUGAGCCACUUUGUGCCGACUAUGAUUAUGCCCUAGAGCAGCUUGUAUAUGAGGAAGAUACUGAAAGUACAUUGCUAGAUCAUUCAUCAAGGGAAGUUAAUUUUCCCAAUCAUAGUGCUGUGAUUGCCCCAAGCUGCCAGCAGUACCAUGUGAAGGAAAGCUUUGACCUGACACAGUCAGGCACGUCACAGCUACAGUUGCAUGAGGCACCAGAGGUCACAUCUGCUCCCGUUAGUCGUGAACAACAGCGGCAUGUGGUGGAAGAGGAUUUCCUUGAAGAUUAUCUGGAGAUGAAUGACCUUCUUGGUCCAGACCCAAGCAUUCAGAACUUUGAUAAUCCAGAGCUGGGUGUUAAAAACUUUGAUGAGGCCGGACCAAGUGGUCAAAACUUUGAUAAGCCUGCUGGAAGCUUCGAGGAUUUGCAAUUCGAUUACUUGGAUGGGUUGACAGAAUUUGACUUGUAUCAUGAUGCACCCUUGCUUCUUGAUGAUAUUAGAACAACUGAUGUGGGGCAAAUUACUGAACCAUACAUGAACAACUUUGUGAAUGGUGCUGUAAAUCCUGUUUCAACAACGUAUUUAAGCACUUUUCAGAAUGAAAUGGUGAACCGCCAGCCAAUGUACUUGGAUAAUGGAGAACAGAUUAGCAAUCAACUGUGGACACAUGAUCAAAGGUUUAACAUCUAUAACCCCAGCGAGACAAAUCAGUUGGUUGUUCCUCCAGCUAUAUCAGGUGUUGUGUAUGAUAGUAAUUUGGCAAAUCAUCCUAUGGGCGCAAAUCAGAAUCAAAUAGUCAGACAGGAUGAUGGUACACCGUCAUGGUUCUCCUCUCAGUUGUGGGCCUUUGUGGAUUCUAUACCUACCACUCCUGCUGCAGCUGCUGAAAGUCCUCUGGUUAAUGGGGUCUUUAAGCGCAUGUCUAGCUUUAAUAAGUUGAGAAUAAACGCCAGGAACAUGAAUGUUGUGGCAGGUAAUACUGUAACUUCAAGCAGUUCGGGCAACUCUAAGAAUGGGGUUUUUUAUUUUUCUUUUCUCGGAAUACUUUGUGCAAUCUUAUGUGUGUUAGUAGGAACAUUUGUUAAAGUCUUUGGGAGAUACAUAUCCUCUUAAAUAUGUGAAGAAUUUGGUGUUCUAUCAUCUGCUAUCUUGCCGGAAUCAAUGAGAAGCUUAGCAUAUAUCUUUGAGUAAUGCAAAAUCUACUUAGAAGUACGAUGUCUUAAUUCCUCCCUUCCCUUAGUAGCUGCCCACUGACCUCCUCAAAGUAAAAGAAAAUGGAAAAAGAACAAAGAAACGUUCACUUAUUUGAAAACAAGACCAAAAAGAAAGUUGUCACUAGCAAUUUUGACUGAACUUCCGAGAUUAUGUCAUAAGCAAUUUUUACAAAACUUUCCGCUUGGGGAGUUAUGCUUUGCAGGUAUGCAUAUCAUUGGAUGUAAUUCAGUGAGUCCAAGUUGAUUUCUGAUGUGGAAGGUCCUAUGUGGCUUGAAUUUUGAUUUUGUCUCUAGUUUCUUGUUUGUAGGUUGGGAUGGUAAAUACCAUAUUACCACCUCCUUCAGCCCCUCAGUCUGGGGAAGGGCCGGUGGAAGUAUAGGUUUAUUUAUUCGGUCAGGUAAGUUUGGUUUGGUAUGUAUUUUCUUGGCUGUGAUAAAUAUGAGUGACAAAUGUCAGCAUAAUUUAUGCUCA
This is a messenger RNA of Nicotiana attenuata, 2677 nucleotides long. RefSeq names its product NAC domain-containing protein 17-like. The transcript is spliced from 3 exons. The coding region runs from base 245 to 2104 and encodes 619 amino acids. The record is from RefSeq and is a predicted model, not a curated record. Gene Ontology annotation, biological process: regulation of DNA-templated transcription. Lineage: Eukaryota; Viridiplantae; Streptophyta; Magnoliopsida; Solanales; Solanaceae. Gene Ontology annotation, molecular function: DNA binding.